Messenger RNA from Clavispora lusitaniae ATCC 42720, 576 nucleotides. It is a transcript of the gene GAL1, whose product is annotated as galactokinase. NCBI's taxonomy places the organism in Eukaryota, Fungi, Ascomycota, Pichiomycetes, Serinales, Metschnikowiaceae. Gene Ontology annotation, cellular component: cytoplasm; cytosol. The record is from RefSeq and is a predicted model, not a curated record. Gene Ontology annotation, biological process: galactose metabolic process; carbohydrate phosphorylation. Gene Ontology annotation, molecular function: ATP binding; galactokinase activity.
AUGGGCAUUGACCGUCUUACACGCAUGCUUGAUCUCGUGGAGUCUAUCUACUCAGAAAAGAAGGAGUUCACCACAGAGGAGGCAGCUGAGGCUGUAGGACUCUCGUUGGAAGAGUUCCAGGCCAAGUACUUGAGCCGCUUCCCAGUGAGCUACGAAAAGCUUAGUCUCUACAAAAGAAGCAGACACGUUUACUCUGAUUCGUUGAGAGUGCUUCAAACCAUUUCCCUUGCUCGCCACUUUGAUGGUAAUUCGGAAAAGUACCUCGAAGAAUUUGGUAAAUUGAUGGACGAGUCGCAGGUCUCUACCAGAGAGUACAACAAUGCGUCUGCUCCAGGCUGCGAUGCCCUUUGUGAGUUGGGUCGUGCUAACGGAACUUACGGCUCCAGAGUCACUGGUGCUGGUUUCGGAGGCUCUGUUGUUCACUUGACUACAGUAGACCGUUUGCCUAAAGUAAUUGAGGCCAUCAAGGAGAAGUACUACAAAAAGCAAUUCCCAGGAAUUAGUGAGGAAGAGUUGAGCUCUGCCAUUGUUGUUUCCAAGCCUGCCCAAGGCGCAUGUAUAGUCAAAAGUCUUUAA